UGAUAUAUGUUGACAGAUAGCUGGAAAUAAUUGGGCAAUGUACACUUACAGUGUUGCUUUCUUUUUCAGAACUGUAAUCAUAUUAAAAUUGACAAUGAAAAAUACUUCCUGUUAAAUAAUAGACUGCAAAUAAAAAAUGCGGACUCUGAAGAUGAUGGAAUGUACACGUGCAGCCUUGAAUUUGUGCACUUUGACAGAAGGUUUAAUGUAACACAGACAAUGGAAUUGAAAAUAGAACUCAUCAAGUUGAUACAGCCAGAGUUAAUGAAUCCUAAAAACAACACAAUUCAAGCAAGACUUGGUUCUGAGCUGAAUGUGACCUGUGAAGCUCAUUUAGGAUCUGGUAAUCUGCAAAUGUAUGGGCUUUCCUGGAUGAAUAUUCCCAAAGAUAAUUUAAGAAUUAAGCAAGGGCCUAAAUUUCGUAAAAAAGGAACUGGUCCUACCUUUAUUAUCAGGAGAACCCUAAUUAUCUCCAAGAUCAUUGAAGAAGACUUUCAAACCAAAUUUGACUGUGUAGCACACAAUUCCCUGGGAUAUGGAAAUACUUUUCUAAAACUUUCACGUCAAUCACCAGAUGGGAUAUAUGAUGUGAUUACAGUCUUCAUUCCACUAAUCUUUGGAUUUCUAGCCUGUUUCGCAAUAUACGUUAUUUUCAAGGUGGAGAUUGUCCUUUGGUAUAGAGAUUCAUUCGCAUCCCCAAAAAUCGUUCAUGAUGGUAAGACGUUUGACGCAUAUGUAAUCUAUCCAAGAUCUGAGAAUAAAGGCUCUUUGGAUAAAUGUAAUUCAAGCUACUUUGCUCUUCACAUUUUACCGCAAAUACUCGAAGAAAAAUAUGGCUACAAACUAUUCAUUUAUGGCAGAGAUGAACUUCCUGGCCAGGCUGCAGCUGAAGUUAUUGAAGAUAAUAUACGGAGCAGCAGGAGACUGAUAAUCAUUUUGACUUGGAAGCCUUCUGCUGAUGAUCAGGCAUACUCUGGAUUUGAACGCCAAGUUGGAUUAUUUGAGGCUUUAAUCCGGAAUGAAAUUAAAGUGAUUCUAAUUGAGUUGGAGAAAUUUGACUGCUUGAAUGACUUUCCAGCAUCCAUAAGACAUAUCAUUCAAAAAAAUGGCACCAUCAAAUGGAAAUCAUAUGAAACAAGUAAACCUAAUGCAGCUUGCUCAAGAUUUUGGAAGCAAGUGAGAUACAAAAUGCCAGCCAGAAACAAGACCUGCAGCUGGGUUCCGUAUGAUUCAGCAACCUACUAAAUGAAUGCAGAGGUGUAAUCCUUGCCUUGUACUUAGUUUCAUGCUCCUUAGGGCUAAAGGAAUCAAGGGAUAUGGGGGAAAAGCAGGAAUGGGCUCGAAGGGCCGAAUGGCCUACUGCUGCACCUAUUUUUCUAUGUUUCUAUGUUAGCCUUCACUGUUAGAAACUUUCAACAUUACAUUAAUAUUCCCAAUUACAACUUGGGAUAGGAUAGUUUUUAGUUUAUUUUUGCAUUUUUUAGUCAUUCUCGGCUUUAUUUCAGUUACAUAUAUAAAGGUACAUUUUAAUCAGGUGGAUUUUCUGCUCUUUGAUGUAUUUUAUGGGCUAAAGGACCCAUUUUCAUGCUCUAUCUUUAACCUAAACAUACUUUAUUGCUCUCCGAACGAAAAUGAUCUGAAAGCUCUUGCGGAACUGAGAAAAUAAACGCUUAUUGUCUUAAAAGAU
Amblyraja radiata (thorny skate) is the source of this 1687-nucleotide messenger RNA. Its product is annotated as interleukin-1 receptor type 1-like. Gene Ontology annotation, biological process: signal transduction. The record is from RefSeq and is a predicted model, not a curated record. The coding region runs from base 160 to 1245 and encodes 361 amino acids. NCBI's taxonomy places the organism in Eukaryota, Metazoa, Chordata, Chondrichthyes, Rajiformes, Rajidae. The transcript has 7 exons.